Messenger RNA from Cryptomeria japonica (Japanese cedar), 1184 nucleotides. RefSeq names its product (+)-neomenthol dehydrogenase. The transcript has 4 exons. Bases 227 to 1135 code for a protein of 302 amino acids. The record is from RefSeq and is a predicted model, not a curated record. Gene Ontology annotation, cellular component: membrane. NCBI's taxonomy places the organism in Eukaryota, Viridiplantae, Streptophyta, Pinopsida, Cupressales, Cupressaceae.
UUUUAAAAAGCUUGACGUUAACUUGCAUGAUAAAAUAAUGUGAGUGAAUGGUCCAGAGCGACCAGGAAAUACUCUGCACUGCACGCGAUUACACAUUGGCGUGCUGAAAUAUUUUCUUAAAAAAUUAAUGGGCAUCAUAAAGCUACAGUUCGAUAUUUGUAAAGCUUUCAAAUUUUAUGUUAUAUGAUUUGUAUGACUGUCAUAAAUUCUCGAUACAGAAGAAGGAAUGGCCAGAGAAGGAGAGGGAGAUGUUCAGAAACCAAUCUCAGAGCUGCUUUCUAGUCAUACAAGGUGGUGGUCCGAUCAGACUGUUGCUGUUGUGACUGGGGCUAACAAAGGAAUAGGGUUUGAAAUAGUAAGACAGUUAGCAAAGCUGAGAUUGAAUGUGAUCUUGACAUCCAGGGACCCAUCUCGGGGAAAAAGAGCAGUUGAUGAGCUGAGUGCACAGAAGCUGACUGUUGGGUUUUAUCCCUUGGAUAUAGAAGAUAAGGGUUCUGUACAAGAGUUUGUUAGAUGGUUGGAGACAACAUAUGGUGUUCUUGAUAUUCUUAUAAACAACGCUGGUGUUUCAUUUAAUGGCAUCAAUGAGAACUCUGUAGAACAUGCAGAAACAGUAAUAAAAACAAAUUACUAUGGCACAAAAGCAUUGACUGAAGCUCUUUUGCCUCUCUGCAGAUCUUCAUCUUCUGGUGCUAGGAUUUUGAAUGUGAGCUCAAGGCUUGGCCUCUUAAAUAAGUUAAGGAAAGAGCGCCUAAGAAAAAGGCUGAAAGAUGUGGAGAAUCUACAGCAAUCUGAAAUUGAUGAGAUGGUGGACAAUUUUGUAAAAGAAGCACAAGGAGGGACAUGGGAAACUGGGGGAUGGCCUAUUGUAUGGACUGAUUACGCAGUCUCUAAGCUUGCUCUAAACGCCUAUUCUAGACUUCUUGCAAGAAAACUUUCUUCUGAGGGUCGCAGAAUAAGCACUAACUGCUACUGUCCUGGCUUUGUCAAGACAUCAAUGACUAAAGGAGUUGGGAAAUACACUGCAGAGGAGGCUGCUGUUAAUGCUGUGUGGAUUGUGCUACUACCUCCAGAUCUUCUGCCUACUGGAAAAUUUUAUAGGGCUAGGCAACAGAUCUGUUUCUCCAAAUUGUAAAUUGAUCUUAAACAAGAAAUUUCCAACAAUUUUAGUCUGUUUCUCCAAA